AUGGGAAGCGGCGCCGCAGGAAGGGGGCGGGGCGUUCCCCCGCUCUUCCUUUCCUUGGUUCCCCCCCCACGUGCGCGGGCAUUGUGCCGGGCGGGCGGGCGGCCCCACCGCCUCUUUCGCUUUCCCUUUGCUGUCCCCUCCCGCUCCCAUGGCGGCUUGUCCCGAGUUCCGGGCGGAGGACGAUUUCUUGAAGUACGACUCCACCUGGGAGGACGACGAGGAGGAGGAUGAUGAGGAUGGCGGCGGCGACGGCGACGACGACGAAGGCGGCGAGCCGGAGGGAGCGGAGGCGGCAGCGGCAGCCGACUCGGAGCCGGGGGAUGCGGGGGAGCAGCUGGUCCGGGGCUCCCAGCAGCAGUUCUCAGACAAGCCCAACUGCAACGCGGCAAAAGACUUGCAGAGAUACAGACACCGUUACCCGGAUUUGGCAGAAUCAGAAAAUGAGGAGGAAGAAGAGAUGUGGAACUUGAGCUUUUAUAAAAAUGAGAUUCGUUUUCUGCCCCAGGGUUUGCAUAUUGAAAGUCUGCUUGAAUCUUGGUGGGACAACUAUGAAGUUCUGGAAGAAAACCAUUCUUACAUACAGUGGCUUUUCCCUUUACGCGAACAUGGAAUGAACUGGCGUGCCAAACCGCUCACGUGUCAAGAAAUCCAGGCCUUUAGGAAGUCCCAGGAAGUUAUGCAAAGGUUUAUACGUGCUUAUCAGCUCAUGCUGAGAUUUUACGGCAUCAAUCUGAUCAACGAGGAGACUGGAGAGCUGAAGAGAGCAGAGAAUUGGGCUGAACGAUUUCAAAACCUGAACCGGUUUAGCCACAACAAUUUGCGGAUUACGCGCAUCCUGAAGUGCCUGGGAGAGAUGGGAUAUGAGCACUACCAAGUGCACUUGGUAAAGUUUUUCCUAACAGAAACUCUUGUCAAGGAGACGUUACCGAACGUCAAGAUAAGUGCCUUGAAUUAUUUCCUGUUCACCGUCAGAAGCAAAAGGAAGAGAAGAGAACUAGUCUACUAUGCUUGGCAACACUACAAACCCCGAGACCACUUCGUGUGGGGACCGCACGAAAAACUCUCCAAGUACAGACCUCGCUCCGCCAAGUCACAGCUGCACCAAAAGGCAGGAGAUAAACAGGAACCUUCAGCUAAAAACUGUGAUGAUACUGUGGAAGAGGAUCAGAACCAGCCUCUAGAGGAGGAACAGAAAGCUGGAGAUGCUGCGGGCUUGCAGCCUAAAGUGAACGGUGAAGAUGUAAAAGAGAAGUUAAGUGAAUGCGUUUCGAAGGGAGGGGAUGGUGAAGAGGAGAAAGAGGCUUCAUGUGCCCAGCAAGAGGAGAAGGAUUUAAACAGUGCAACUGAAGAAGUGCAGGAUACAGCAGAGAACGAUUGCGCAAAGGAGAGCAAGAAGAGGAAACUGGAUGCAACUGUGGCAGAUGCUAUGAAGACUGGGCCAUUGAAAAGCCCUACUGAUAUUGAAAAUAUUUCCCGUAAUCUGGGAGAAUGUGCAAUUGAUGCAGAAACCCCCUCCUCAGGUCCACUCAUACAAGCAGAAGAGGAACAGGAACCACUGAAAAAAGACGAUGCAAGCACCAAAACCUCAGCAGUGCUGGAGACCACUGAUGCAGCUGUGAAACGGAGGAAAGUUGAUAAAAGAACAUCGAGAAGCAAAACAUACAACUUGGCCAUAAACCUGAACAUGAGGCCCUCUGCGUCGAGUGCCGAGUUAAAUCCAUCUGUUGUGAAUACUGAGGCUGACAAAGAAAACGUCGGUGAGAAAAACUCAACAGUGGAAGCGACAAGUGAGAAGGGUGGUGGUGAUGCAGAUGGUGGGGCUGUGGGACCCCAGGUUGGUUCCAGGCUCCCCGAGACCAGCAAGGCUUCUCCAACGAGUGAUGGCUUGGAAUUGAGUGGAGAUCAAGAUGCAGCAAGGAGUGAUCAGCACCCCAACAGCACGGAAAAGGGCAAGAGGGAGGGAGAUGGGGCAGAACAGCAUAAAAAGGCAGAAAAUGCAAAUGACAAAGGGCAAGCAGAAGUCACAGGCAAGAAACAAGUUCCAGAGAGUCUUGAGCAGAGUGUGGCACCCACUUGUCCUGAAGAAGACAGCACUGAGGUUGCACCACAAAGACCUGGGAGCCCCGAGCGUGUGGCAGGACCUGAUGAGGAGCAGGUGGCAGCAGAGUGAGCCCCAGCCAGGGGAGGUGAUGCUGCCUGGGCUGCCUGGAGCCACUGUAGUGGUUCAAAUAGCAGAAGUAUAUGGAAAAAUAAACUUCCUUUGGGCUGAUCCAGUCUAGACCCUGACUGACUUUCACCCUUCCACGCUUUUUUAAUCAUCUAUAGUAACUUCACUGAGAUCCAGCCCUUGGUCACCCUAAAGAGGAAAACUCAAUUUUGUCAUCUCCAUGGACAGGCUGUGUCCUGUUCAGUUUUUUAACUGAUGUUCAGGGCUAUCUUGGAGUAACAGGGAUUGUUGCACUUUGCUUUGGUUCUGGUAUGUCUCUUCUUAAAGAGAGGAUGAAAACAAAUCUGUUUCCUUGUGUGAACUAGUCAAAUAUUUAUUUAAUACUAAUUUUUAAUGUAAAGCAGCAUGACCUAAUUUGCCAGGCCUUUCUAUUACCAUGUAAUGUUUCUGUGUUAUUUUGAAAGGCUCUGCCUUCCCAGGAGAUUUACUCCUGGCAAAGAUGCUGUGUGCCUGCUUCCUAGGGCAUAAAUUGUGGCAUUUCCUGAAAGAGAGAUGAGUAUCUGCACUUCACAUCAUGUAAGAGCAUAGCUGCCUCUCCUCCUAUAAAGCAAGUAGGUUUGACUUUACACUGGGCUUAAAUGUGUAGUCAACCGUAUCUUUGACUAGUAUGAACCUUUGUGUAAAGAUACUGGGUUUUAAGGUGCAAAGUGCUGAGUAAUUUGUUCCAUUUAUCCCCCACAGAAGCUGCUUUGUAAACUUCUUAGAAUUCAGAAUAUGAAUUGUUUACUGGUUUCUAAAAGUAAAACCUUCAGACUUUGCAGAAAGCCUAGAGCUUUUCCUCCCCAGGUUUUUCCACCACUUUCAGAUCCUUGAUAGUCUUCCAUGGAUAUCUAUAUCCACUACUGAUUCAAAGGCCUUCCUUCCUCAACUGCCAAAACAGAACAAGUAUUUGUCAUUGCACUUUUUUGGACUCUGCUGUUAAUUUGCAUUUGCCAGAGGACUCUCUUUUCUGCGGCCCCAUUGCGUGAAGUUACGGAUGUCAGAUUUAUUUACAUGUGUCAGAUGCUUCCUAGUUAGGGCAGGAUUGUUUUCCCAUUAACGAUCAGCAUGUCAGGCAGUGGGGACACAUUCGAGUGCAACAUGUCUGGAAACCACUGUGCUUUGUGGGGCAGUUAAUUGAAACUUUAAUUGGAGGGGGUAUGCUUGUCUGAUUCAUUUAUUUACAGCCCUCAAGAAUUUACUUUCAGAGCUUGCCAGGCAUUUGCCUGACCUCCCCGUUAGCUAUUCUGCCCGACUUACACAGUAUUCAACCAAGUCUGAAGGAGCGUUAAACAAUUUAGCACUUUCACUGGUAGAGAUUUACAACAGAGGACCCAUUUCAUGAAGCGGAGGAAACUGUUUCCAACAGCCAGAAGGUCUGGACUUGCUGUUUGCUCAGAUUGUUUGCUUUAUUUUGGGGGUUUUUAGGUGCUGUUUGUUUUGUGUAGGAGAUGGCUGGAGGCUUGGCCGCCUUGACAGAGAGCAGAUGCAGUAGCCUGUGCAAUGUUAAUGUUUUUCCUGUCUCUGCUACAGCUCUGAAACUUCAUCUUUUAAGGAAUUUGAUCAGUGAUUUGCCUUCCCAGACUGAUUCAGCAUGCCACAUACAUGUGUGUGGGAAUAAAAGUCUGCAAGCUUAACAUCUAAUGUUCAUGGUCACACACGUGCUGGAAAAAAGGCUUUAAUGUUUUUAAAAUAUUUUUUUCUUAUGAACAAAUGGAGGUAAAUAGCCAAUGACAAUAGGCUUAAUGGCAGAUAUAAAUACUUGAAGAUGUUGAGUUGAAAAUUCUUUCAUAAAAGAUUCAUAAGAAAUCAUUAAUCUUGGCUUUUGUACAGAUUCAUAGUAAUUUUCUUAAUGAAGUUUUAAUUGUGAAUAUGUGCUCAGUUGGGGCAUAGGUCAUAAAUCUUGUUAUGGUGAUGUGUGGUUUGUUUUUGUGUUAAUGGGAUUUUGCUGUGAGUCUUGGUCUGGAGUGCUCAAACCAAACUGUUCCCCACCACGAUCAGGUGUAGAGUCUGAGCUCUAGGUGUUUGCAGUGAGUUCACAGGAUGUUUUCCAGCACUCAGACCUGUAUUGUGGAGUCACUUAUUAAAGCAUGACUUCAAUGCA
Columba livia (rock pigeon) is the source of this 4310-nucleotide messenger RNA. It is a transcript of the gene OGFR, whose product is annotated as opioid growth factor receptor. The coding region runs from base 149 to 2170 and encodes 673 amino acids. NCBI's taxonomy places the organism in Eukaryota, Metazoa, Chordata, Aves, Columbiformes, Columbidae. The transcript is spliced from 7 exons. The record is from RefSeq and is a predicted model, not a curated record. Gene Ontology annotation, cellular component: membrane. Gene Ontology annotation, molecular function: opioid growth factor receptor activity.